GAUAAUUGUUCACAGGCGUUUGCGCCUCGUAUGCUCUUAUAGCCGUCGCCGACCCCGACAUCUGAGCAGCAAUAAACCCCCGACCCUUUGCAGACCCUGACUUCCCCGCAACAAUGGACGCUGACACGACGAAACCCGGUUCUGCCAUCCCCUCCCACGUAAAUGGCGAGCAGACGGCUCAAAAGGUCCCUACCGAAGUACGCGAUCAGAAAGAGAGGGAGAACCUCUACAAUGCCAUAGACAAAUCCAACCGAGGUCGCCAGCCAGUCGACUUUGAGGGAACGAGCGGCAGCUACUUCCCCGUAAAGACUGCUGCAGCCAACAUGAACGGAGAAGCUCCUCAGGAGACUCACCAUGUCGUCAAUGGCGAGAUCGACGUGGAAGGCUACAACCAGGGCAGCAAGACGCCACUCAAGACCAGCCGCGCCCACAGCCCAUACACCCAGCACCCCACCAUCGACUUCGACGGGCUCAGUUGGCCGAGCAAGGGCACACUGGCACGCAAAGAGGCAACCGAGGAGGAGAAGAAAGAGCGUCUCGAGAAGCUGUCGGGUGCUGUCAGAACCAUGCUCGAGUGUCUGGGUGAGGACCCAGACCGCGAAGGUCUCCGAGACACCCCCGACCGUUACGCCAAGGCACUGUUGUUCUUCACCAAGGGAUACGAAGAGAACCUACGAGACAUUGUCAACGGCGCAGUGUUCCACGAGGACCAUGACGAGCUGGUCAUUGUAAAGGACAUUGAGAUUUUCUCACUAUGCGAGCACCACCUGGUGCCCUUCACUGGCAAGAUGCAUAUCGGCUACAUUCCCAAUCGCCGCGUGAUCGGACUCUCCAAGCUCGCCCGCAUCGCUGAAAUGUUUUCUCGCCGACUCCAAGUCCAAGAGCGCUUGACAAAGCAGGUCGCCCUUGCCCUCUCCGAAAUGCUGCAGCCCCAAGGUGUCGCUGUCGUUGUCGAGUCAAGCCAUUUGUGUAUGGUGAUGCGCGGCGUCCAGAAAACCGGCGCGACCACAACAACAAGCUGUAUGCUGGGACGUAUGCGAUCGACCGCCAAGACGAGAGAGGAGUUUCUGCGCCUCAUUGACCGACGGUAGGUGGACGGGUGACGAUGUCGAAAAGGCGUUCAAGGUUCAGGUGUACGUGUAGAGUUCAUCACUCGGGCGGGCUGGGCCGCGGUCAUUUCUUCCUAUACUCUAGACGCAUCGCCUUUCAACAGGCGCUUCAAACAGUUGAGAUAUCCA
This is a messenger RNA of Parastagonospora nodorum SN15, 1238 nucleotides long. RefSeq lists its product as hypothetical. Gene Ontology annotation, biological process: tetrahydrobiopterin biosynthetic process; tetrahydrofolate biosynthetic process. The transcript is spliced from 2 exons. Lineage: Eukaryota; Fungi; Ascomycota; Dothideomycetes; Pleosporales; Phaeosphaeriaceae. Gene Ontology annotation, cellular component: cytoplasm. The record is from RefSeq and is a predicted model, not a curated record. The coding region runs from base 114 to 1091 and encodes 325 amino acids. Gene Ontology annotation, molecular function: zinc ion binding; GTP cyclohydrolase I activity; GTP binding.